Molecule: messenger RNA, 1778 nt
Organism: Cotesia glomerata
Lineage: Eukaryota; Metazoa; Arthropoda; Insecta; Hymenoptera; Braconidae
Gene: Ipp
Product: inositol polyphosphate 1-phosphatase
Exons: 5
Coding region: 175-1305 (376 amino acids)
Biological process (GO): phosphatidylinositol phosphate biosynthetic process
Molecular function (GO): inositol-1,4-bisphosphate 1-phosphatase activity
Source: RefSeq, a predicted model, not a curated record
UCCAUUUUGUAUCAGAAUUUCUCAACAUUGGCAAUGCUUCGCGACAAACUUCAAACAAAAGUUCCGAUUUUAGUGAUUAGGCGGCAAUCGGAGCCAUAAAAAUCUUCUAACGAUCUCUCAGCCUCUCGGAUAUUUUUGUAAACAGAAGUUUAAAAGAAAGCUGAUAAAAACAAAAUGAAAGAUGGAAUGAAAUUAUUAUGCCUGCUGUUGAAAUCAUCAGAAAAAGCGGCGAAUAUCGCACGGGUUUGCAGGCAAAAUGACUCAUUGUUUCGAUUGUUAAUUCAGGAGAAAAAUGACGAUGAAAAGAAUCCGAGGUUCUUUCGGGAUUUUAAAACUCUGGCCGAUGUUUUGAUUCAGGAGACUAUUCGUCAUGACAUCGGUAUUGAGUUCCCAGAGCUGACGGAAAUGGUUAGAGGCGAGGAAACAAAUGUAUUCAGUAACACGCUCGAUAAAACUGUUAUCGUAAAAGUCUGUUCUACGUCUGAGGAAACAACAAAAUUACUAUCGCAAGUAUUGGAUGACGAUGUUGAGACAGCUGGAGUACUUGCCAUGGAAAUCCAUCGGGAUAUCGAAUUGUCUGAAAUAAAUCCCGCUGUUGAUUAUAAUUAUCUUGAAAAUUAUGACGUUGAUGUUGAUAUAGCAGACUUGGGAAUUUGGAUUGAUCCUAUCGAUUCAACGGCUGAUUACAUUAAUGCCAAUACGAUUAUUGAUGAGGCAACGGACCUGCAUUUAAGCGGGUUAAAGUGUGUUACUGUACUUAUUGGUGCCUAUAUCAGGAGCACUGGUCUUCCUAUUUUAGGUGUUGUCAAUCAACCUUUUUAUACUUAUGAUAAUUCUCGGUGGCAAGGAAACUGUUACUGGGGACUUUAUUCCGGUGGCAAGAUUCAAUCUUCCUUGACAAGCUCGUUAAAUCAAAACAACAUAGUAGUAUUGAGCCGCUACGAGGACCCAACUAUCAAAUCCAAAUUGAGUAAUUGCGGAUUCAAAUUGAUUGAAGUUACGGGUGCUGGUUACAAAAUAUUGACAGUUGCGACAAGUCAAGCCGAUGCGUAUGUUCUUUCGAAAAGCUCGACUUAUAAGUGGGACACGUGUGGACCUCACGCUAUUUUACGUUCUCUGGGCGGAAAUAUUAUCGAUUUCAAAAAGUUUUCAACAAAUCACGAUGAAGAUCCCUCGGAGUUUGCGAUUAAGUACAACGACGGUGAUGAAGCUAAACAUUCAAACGCUGGAGGGUUGAUUGCGUAUCGAAACUCGGAAACUUUACAACUUUUGCAAAAGUCCUUGGUUUUAUCAACAAAAUUGUAAAUAAAAGUCAUGAUAUUACUUUAAGUGCAAAUGUGAUACAUUUAAAUUCAUAGAUAUAUUAUUUAAAUAUUAAAAAGAAAAAGAAUUUAUUAUUAUUAAUAAUUUUUCCUUAAAAUUAUUAAUUCAAUGAGUGAUGAAUAUUUUAUUAAAAUAAUAAAUGAUAAUAACGAAAUGUCUUUCAAUAAUAUUUAAUAUGUUAUAUAUACAUCAAUACAGAGCACUUAUUAAAGAAAUAUACAUAGUUUAUUGAUUAUUGAUAAUUAUCAUAAUUUCAACGUGUACUUCGGACUUAGGUUUCCUGUAACAAUUAUUAUUCUUACUUACAACAGUUAUUUACAAAUUUUUGGAGCCAAAUUUUUAUUUUUAUGCGUGAUUUCUGUGUAAUAUAUGGAGUAACAAUAUAUGAGGCGUAUAAAUUUUUGUAAUUAUUCAAUCGACGGAUAAUUUAUGCAGUAAAUUCGUUUUCAUUUAUA